AUGAAUCAUCACCGCCCAACUUUCUGUAAUUAUUGUCGAGAAAAGCUUUCUGGUCUUACCUGGCAUGGCUGGUCAUGUGAAACAUGUAAAAUGAAAGCGCACAAGAAGUGCAUGAACAGUAUUGUUGAAAAAUGUAAAUGGACGAUAGAAUGUACGGUACCAAGCCAUCUGCAAUACAUAAGUCCGGAAAAUUCAAUAGUAGCUCACCAGUGGGUUGAAGGUAAUCUUGCCAUGUCUUCGAAAUGCGUAGUAUGUGAAAAAGUUUGUGGAUCGGUUUUGAAAUUAGCGGAUUGGCGAUGUCUUUGGUGUGCCUGUUGUGUGCAUUCUUCUUGCUUACCGCAGCUGGGUCGCAGAUGCUCCCUGGGUGCAACUUCACUGUCCGUUAUUCCUCCUCUCGCCGUUAAAGAUGUGUCGCGAGAUGGUGUUGCGAUGAUUCGGCCAGAUGCUAUAGGUGGAGAAUGUGGUGGUGGAUCUCCCUUACUUGUUCUAGUCAAUUCAAAAUCCGGCGAUAAUCAAGGUCAGCGAAUGAUUCGAAAGUUCAAGCGUUUGCUGAACCCGCUACAGGUGUUUGACAUCAUUUCAACAGGGCCUGAUUUUGCCCUAUCUUUUUUCGACGCUCUUGACUCCUUUCGAGUACUCGUUUGUGGAGGAGAUGGAACAGUUGGUUGGGUUCUAGGAGCUUUCGACCGUCUAGGCCUCCACAAUAAGUGCCAACUUGCAAUUCUUCCUCUUGGCACCGGGAAUGAUUUGGCUCGAGUAUUGGGAUGGGGACAUGCGUUUUAUGAUGAUACUCAACUGCCUCAACUCUUGAGAACGUUUGAACGAGCUCACACUCGUAUGCUGGAUCGUUGGAGCGUAUUGUCGAUAGAGGGGCCGCAAGCGAUUGCUGUAUGGCAGUACGAGGAGACAAUAACGAAGAAAUUGUGCGCUGUAAUGGACGCUGACGAUCCUGGCGAUGUUUUUCGAGCAGUGAAGUCAUUAUGUGAAACAGUACGUGGUUUAAUGGAACAAAUCGCAACCACAUUUACAAAAGUUGAACAGUGGGAGAGAGAGGCCGGUCGUCUUCCAAGUGAUCCUAUCACGGAAAAGUGUUCUACUCUUCUGCAAAAGCUGGAUGUUUUGAUGCAAUCUUUGAGUUCUGAAGAGGAAAAAGUAGAAGAAAGUGGAUUCGAACCCGAAGACGACGAACAACGUAAUAUUGUUUUCGUAAGUUUGUUUCUUAUCCCUUUUGCUGCAGGUACCGCCAGUGAAGAGCGGCAAAGGCGUGAUUCAUUAGUCGGUAGGGCGAAUAGUCUGAAGAAAGCACUGAAGGACAUCAUGAACAUUGCGGAACGUGGAAUUGACCAGCACAAUCGCGCAAGUGGUGCAGCAGCGAAGCGUGAUCGAUUCCGCAAGAAACGGAGCAAGACAACGCCAUCUGUGCUAAAAGUUUCUUCUUCAAAUCUCAGCUCGUCGUCGGCGUGUAGUCCUCCGGCUAGCCCAUCUCCUCUCCCAACUCGACCACAGCUAUGCGAUUACCUCACUGUGAGAGAUGCGGGCAGUCAACAGAGUCAAACGAGUGGAAUUGGAUUCUCUCCAUCUCAAUCAUCAAAUCCUGGAGUUUCAAUGUUCGAAGUUGGAGAAACCGGUCAAGAAACAUCAUCUUCACUACCGAACGGAUGCAGUGAUGAAACAGAAAGUGACGUGAAAGAUGGCAACGAUCAAGCGUUUGGUAUGAGUAUCGGAAGUGUGGUGCCACCUACACCUAGUGAAACAAGGGAACCAUCAACGACCGGUGAAACAGAUCGGCCUUGCGUUGGUGACGAUAAGGAUGAGCGUCACGAUCGUUUGUUCAAGCCGCAUUCAGACUGCGAGUUAUAUUAUGGAGAAGUUUCAACAGAUAUGAAGCUAAGUCACUCAGACAGUAGUAUUUACGUCAUGAAAGUAGGUCGUAACACAGAAGGCUCUUCUGGCUCAAGGGUUCACGACGGAUCGUACGCUCGUGCACGAUUGAAAGACUCGAAGAAAAUGGACUCGUUACCUGCCAUAAAGAGGGGAAUAUUGAACACAAGUCUGGCGGGUGGGUCUCUCAUCGCAGAAGUGCUUCUUCUAAAUGCCCGUGUACUCGGUUUGGGGGAUAUGAGCAGCUCAAAAGAGUGUCACACACCUUUGGAGCAGUAUCGUGAGCUGAAAGUUAUGAACAAUUAUUUUGGUAUUGGUCUCGAUGCAAAGAUUGCUCUGGAAUUUCACAAUAAACGCGAGGAAUCCGAAAAAACUCGUAGUCGUUCCCGUCUUUUCAUGUGGUACGGUAUACUUGGAGGUAAAGAACUUAUGCAUAGAACGUAUCGUAAUUUGGAUCAACGAAUACGACUGGAAUGCGACGGAGUACGCAUUGAGUUACCCUCUUUACAAGGUAUUGUGAUCCUGAAUAUCCCAUCUUACUCUGGAGGAGCCAAUUUUUGGGGAAGUUCCAAAGACGAAAUAUUCUCCGCACAAAGUUUUGAUGAUCGUCUUUUGGAGGUUGUGGCCCUCUUCGGCGUUAUACACGUUGCCACAAGCCGUGUUCCCAAUGUUGUACGUUUGCAAAAUCAUCGCAUUGCUCAGUGCCGUCACAUUCGUAUAGUAAUUAUGGGGAACGAUCCGAUCCCUGUGCAGGUUGAUGGUGAGCCAUGGCUUCAGCCACCAGGCAUCAUGCAGAUUGUACAUAAGAAUCGCGCACAGCUCCUUGUUAGAAAUCCUGCGUUCGACGCGGCGCUGAAGAAGUGGGAAGAGCAAAAGGAGCGGACAACUGCACCUUCAACGCCUACUUCUGUAUCUACAUCUUUGCUGGCAGCUCCCAAUGAAGACCUGUCAUUUGUUCGUCGUGCUGCCGAGUUCGUACAAUUGGUGGAGAGCGAAAUAGCCCAAUUGGGAGUGAGUAGCGGAUUUCUCGAAGCUUUGGAAGCUGCAGCCGUUUCUGUGCGUGCUGCCGAAGAAGAGGUUAGUCCGAGGUAUUCUAUGUCGCUGAAAAGUCCUUCAAAACUCCUCUCUGAAGGACAUCGGCAGUGGCUCUAUUGA
This is a messenger RNA of Haemonchus placei, 3036 nucleotides long. The record is from the annotation of a GenBank genome assembly. NCBI's taxonomy places the organism in Eukaryota, Metazoa, Nematoda, Chromadorea, Rhabditida, Trichostrongylidae.